GGAGGGGGGCCGUGCAGUUCUCACGUCCAGCAGCAGAGGGCGGCAAGUCCACAACACAGCAGCCGCUAAAAUCAUUACGUAACGGUAGUGCUGCCUUUUGUGUGUCUUGUGAGCCUUUUGACACCGCCCCUCCGGAGGGUGCAGCGGGACCGUAGCCAACUAUCGGUUAGGUCUGCAGGGUGUAAACAAAUCUUUACAACGCCGCGAUGAACGGAGCAGCUGUCCGCGCCCCCGACGUCCACCAUGUAGACCGACGCCUACGCUUCACAGUCCGGGGACGUUGACGACGGUUGGUUGUUGACUCGAGCGAGCCCUGUCAUUGCUUUGGCCGGUGGUAUCGCAGAGGUCCGUGAACAUGGCUUCGCCCGCAGAGCACGACCUGGCUCUGUCUGAAGCGGACAGCAGCAAGGAGAAAGCGCAGGUGUUUGGCAUUUUGAGGCUGCAGGAGGAGAAAUCUGGUGUUGGAGAGAAAGCUAGCGUUAACAGUAGCAGCACGGUGAGAGGAGGUGGUGGUGGAGGAGACGGGCGAUGGCAGGCUCCUAUCUUCGCUUUGGCCAGGAAAGCAUCCGAGACCAUUUCAGGGAGCAUUCACGUCCUGCCCAAAGUGUCGGAGCACAGGACGUCUCUGCCCGGGGACUGGACCGUCCAAGCCCUGCGGGACCCUAUGGCCAUGGAGCGAGCCAACCUGCUGAACAUGGCCAAGCUGAGUAUUAAAGGGCUGAUCGAGUCGGCUCUGAGCUUUGGACGAACACUGGACUCGGACUACCCACCUCUCCAGCAGUUCUUUGUUGUCAUGGAGCACUGCCUCAAACAUGGCCUCAGAGUGAAAAAGUCCUUUCUGGGCUUUAACAAGUCCCUGUGGGGUCCUCUGGAGCUGGUGGAGAAACUGUGUCCUGAAGCAGCAGAGAUCUCAGCCUCUGUGCGAGACCUGCCUGGACUUAAGACUCCAUUAGGCAGGGCUAGAGCUUGGUUGCGUCUGGCUCUCAUGCAAAAGCGGCUGGCCGAUUACCUGCGACUCCUCAUCAGCAGAAAAGACCUGCUCAGUGAUUUCUAUGAGAAUUCAGCGCUGAUGCUGGAGGAGGAGGGAGCAGUGAUAGUGGGCCUGCUGGUGGGCCUGAACGUCAUUGAUGCUAACCUGUGUGUCAAAGGCGAGGACCUGGACUCUCAGGUUGGGGUGAUCGACUUCUCCAUGUACUUGAAGAAUGACAUUGAUGAUUACAGAAGUGAAGAGCGGAAUAGCCAGAUAGCAUCCAUCUUGGAUCAGAAGAACUAUGUAGAGGAACUGAACAGACAACUCAACUCCACAGUUAAUGGUCUUCAGGGCAGAGUGCACUGUUUACAGAUGACCAACUCUAAACUCCUAGAGGAGUUAGCCAUAGCCAAGAACAACAUCAUCAAACUGCAGGAAGAAAACCAGCAGCUGAGGAGUGAUAACAGCCUUAUUCUGCUGAAGACACAACAACAAUUAGAGGUAACCCAAGGCGAUGUGUCCGUGGAGAGAGAUACAUACAAACAAUCGCGUCAGGGUUUGGAUGAGAUGUACAAUGAAGCUCGAAGGCAACUGAAGGAGGAGUGUCAGCUCAGACAGGACGUGGAGAAUGAGUUGGUAGUCCAGGUGUCGAUGAAACAAGAAAUGGAGCUGGCCAUGAAACUUCUGGAGAAAGACAUUCAUGAGAAACAGGACACACUGAUUGGACUGAGACACCAACUGGAUGAAGUCAAAGCCAUCAAUGUAGAAAUGUACCAGAAGAUGCAGUCGUCCGAUGACGAGAUGAAGAAGAAGAACAAUGUGAUCAGUCGUCUGGAGGAGAAGACCAAUCAGAUCACUGCCACCAUGAAGCAGCUGGAGCAAAGAUUACAGGAGGCAGAGAGGCACCGCACCUCGGCCGAGGAGGGAACCAGACGCUUCAAGUUGGACUUUGCCAACAAGGCCGACAGUCUGCAGCGGCAGAUCGAACACAGAGAAAGGCAACUCCAGCAGCUGGAGACGGACCUGAAGAUAGAGAGGGAGUGGAGGCAGACGUUACAGAAUGAUCUAGACAGAGAGAGGGACACCGUGGCUCAGCUCAGCACAGAGGCGCUGCAGAUCAAUGGGCUAAAAAAGGAGUUCCAUCGUCUCCAGGAUGAAAACAUUCAGCUAAAGACCAUCUGUGAGGAUCAAGAAAAAGCUCUUGAGGAACUAGGCUCUAAACUAAGCGAAUCCAAAAUGAAGAUUGAGGACAUCAAAGAAGCCAACAAAGCUCUUCAGGGGGGUCAGGUUUGGUUGAAGGACAAGGAUGCCAGCCACUGCAAACUGUGUGAGAAGGAGUUCUCCAUCUCAAGGCGAAAGCACCACUGUAGGAACUGUGGGGAGAUUUUCUGUAACAGCUGCUCUGACAAUGAGCUCCCUCUGCCCGCAUCGCCAAAACCAGUCAGAGUCUGUGACACCUGCCAUGCCCUCCUCCUCCAACGAUGCUCCUCCAAUCCGGCUUGAAGGAUCGCCACACUGCUGUCGUGACUGCUUCAAACUAUCACAGAUCAGACCCGAAAUUCCCACACCCUUCAGUCCUGUAGGAGAUAAGAUCCGUCUCCUGACAUAUCUCGAAGUGUUUGCUGCUAGAAAUGGCCCGUGUGCAUGACCAUUUAGUACAUUUGAUUUGUCUUAAUUCAGUUUUUAAGUCCCUCACAGACAAAAUGAGGGGUGUCAUUGUGAUGCGUCUUUGUUUGAGGUCACUAGUUCUUUUGCAGAUGCUCUGCAGUAUGAAACAUUCAAACAUAUUGUCUUGUAAUCAGACAGAGAGUCUUUCUUUUCUGUAGUUCCCUUUGGGUCAAUACAGUUGUGUGUACUGGCCAGAUUUAGAAAGCACCAAACUGACUAAAAGGCACUACAUGUACGACUGUAUCAAGGUGAUAUUUGCACACACUGACACCGAUCAGCAGGUCAGGUUUUGGUCAAAUGUCCUAUAAGGUUUAGGAGGAGGAGAGAGUUCAGUUAAGAAAGAAGGAACAACUUGACUAUGAACUGAAAGUUAAACAGCACUGUAAUGUACACUGCUGCAGUUCAAAGAUUUUUCUAAAGCAACCCUCUAGUUCUAUGUGUCAAGCCUCAAACUGUAUACAGUAAGUGUAUAGCGAAACAGAUGAGAUUAUGUCAUGUACACAUACAGUAUGGUGGUCUUGUUACUGUGCUGUUUUCAAUUUCAAAGCAGAGGUGGAAUGAAAUGAACACAAAGUUUAAGGCUGCAUUUACACAGGCACAAAACAGCAAAGUCAACUUGACAGGUUGAAUCAACUUUACUGGACAGUAACCGUAAAUAUAAAUUGGAUAUAUUUCCGUUUAGUUUUCUGUGAGGAGAUCAGAACUAUACCAUAAAAUAAGUGGUUUCUUUUUUGUACCUGCCAUCAUCUGUUCAGAGGGAGGAAUCACGGCAGAAUGAAAAAGGCCUGCUGGUCAGAUUUGCGGUGUGAAAUUAAUUCCAGGAACAUUCACUACUCCAUGCUGAUUUUGCUCUGCAGACACUGGAGUAGUUCCUCAUGGGGCCGUGACUUUUAAAGGAACUGAAAGCCUGUUUUUUUGUUGGUGCCGUUUGUGCUUGUGUAAAUGCAAUGAAUAUUACUUUCUCAUGUUGCCAAAAGGAGCCCUUUAUUUCUACAGACAGUAUUUCUGUCGAAUUUAAAAUAAAAUAUUUAGUGGCAACACUAGCCUAUACGAGCCAAGCAAGCAGCCUAGGUAAAAGGCACAUGUCACUGUUUGCUGGAGAAACUAAUGCAGUGGAUGCUGCGUCAAGGACCAAGAAGAGAAACAGCGCUGGCAUCUCCAGGAACCGAUUUAAAGCAGUGUCAGUCUUUCUAACUGGUUGUUGAACCACUGAUGGCUAGCUUACAUCAUAGUUAGUGGUUGUUAAGAACAGACUUGAGUGUUAAACACUUCUUACAGCACAGCCACAAUGUAUGUUUGAACACUUUGCCAAUCCUACAUCGCCUGUGAUACAGCUUAAUUUGAGUAGUUAAAUUUGGUUUUGUGGCACAUUCAUUUUUACUUUCAGAAGUCCAGGGACCUUGUUUGAGCUUUCACUUCAAGUUAGUUGUUAUCUGUUCACACAAUGACAAUUACAGAGGAACCACAUUUUACUGCUGCUCCAUUCCUGAGAGGGAUACUUUGAUACUCUAAACCAUUGUUGUUCCUUGUUUUUAAUCAACAUUUAGACAUGUGUUGUGUUUGUAUCACGGGUUAUGAUACGAUUUACACUGCACAUUCUGGUUUUGUACUUAUAUACAAUGUUUACAACCUGAGACUAUUCCAAGAACUGGAAGUAUUCAUUCCCAUGAAGAGAGAAAACAAGCCUGGAUUCAGUUAAAGAAGUUUUUUUUCUUGUUUAAAAUAUUUAAAAACUCACCAAUUUAUCAUAUCAUUAUGUACUACAGGCUAAUGUGAAUUGCACUCAGGCCUGAAGCAUUUUUUGUACAGUUAUAUAUCUCCCAGCUUUCAAUGGGACUUGUAAAGUGUUGAUACCACUGUAUGUUGUAUAUAAAUGAUGUUGAUAAUCACUGUGGCCCUUUAGCUUACUAAAUCCUGCCAGUUUAAUAUUAACUCUAUUGCCAACAAUAUGUUGCCUUAACUGUGUAGCAGUUUGAUUAAAUCAAGUUACAAACAGGA
Micropterus dolomieu (smallmouth bass) is the source of this 4636-nucleotide messenger RNA. It is a transcript of the gene rufy2, whose product is annotated as RUN and FYVE domain containing 2. Gene Ontology annotation, molecular function: metal ion binding. NCBI's taxonomy places the organism in Eukaryota, Metazoa, Chordata, Actinopteri, Centrarchiformes, Centrarchidae. The transcript has 20 exons. The record is from RefSeq and is a predicted model, not a curated record. Bases 356 to 2473 code for a protein of 705 amino acids. Gene Ontology annotation, cellular component: cytoplasm.